Paramuricea clavata is the source of this 5646-nucleotide messenger RNA. The record is from the annotation of a GenBank genome assembly. NCBI's taxonomy places the organism in Eukaryota, Metazoa, Cnidaria, Anthozoa, Malacalcyonacea, Plexauridae.
AUGGCUGGUUCACCUAGUACUAUGACUGGUUGUGUGGGCAAUAUGGCUGGUUGUGCUGAUACUAUGGCUGGUUAUGCUGAUACUAUGACUGGGUGUGCUGGUACUACGACUGGUUGAGCUGGUACUACGUCUGGUUGAGCUGGUACUAUGUCUGGCUGAGCUGGUACUACGGCUAAUUGAGCUGGUAAUACGGCUGAUUGAGCUUGUAAUACGGCUGAUUGAGUCAUCAACUCUAAGAAGACUUAUAUAUAAGGUUAGAAAUUUUCAUUCAGUGUCAUUCUGUACAUGCAGUGGUAUAUUUUUCUGUGGAUCAUUCUGUCUUGCGAAUUUCAACAAAAGAUGUUGUCAUGGUCGACGAUGGCGGAGAAAUGAGGGAAAAAUCUUUUUGCCCUGGUCAAAUGUAGGAAGGAACGCUCUUACAGAAAAACAACGAAUUCGUAUACGCCACUACCAACGGCAAGAAUGUUUUGAACCCGCUGCACCCUUACCACCAGCACCACCAGAAUGGCGAGAACGGCGCACAGAACAGUUUGUACCUGCAGCAGCACCGCCACCACCACGGCGCCCGGAACGGCGCCCAGCAAGAUGGCCACCAUUACAAAAUGCUGAAAUUACCUCAACAACUCGGGCAAACGAAGCUCGUCCUGUGGAGGUGAUUGUCAUCAGCAAUUUUGAUAUCUGAUUCGUGAUUGCCGGUGUGAGCUCCGUAAAUUACGUGGGAUUUUUGCGUCUUUCUUUGGAUUUUUAACAGCAUUACGCUGCAGAAUUGUGAAUAAAGUUGUGUACGUGGAUAAUAUAAGGUAUUUUUACGAAUAUUCCAAACAGUUGCUGAAUAAUUGGUGCUUUUUCGUUGUUAUUUGCACCAAAUUUGGAUUUUAAGUUAUUUUUUCCUGAACGCGCAAGUGGAGGACCGUUGGCUGACGAGUACAAUCGAGAACGCCAUUGCGCGCGCUUUAAUUAAUUGAGCGUGUGCGUUGAAAAGAACAUUGAAUUAGAACAAAUUCGAACAAUUGAGUGAAAAUUCAAGAUGUUUUAACUAAAUUCAGCUACAUUAUUAUAUUUCUGUGGAUUAUUUUUCGACGUAAUCAAAUUACUGGAGAAAUACUGAAUGCUUCUUGUGCAAGAUCGAAAUUUGUCAAUUUGGAGUGUCCCAGUUUAGACAACGCGUAUGUUAUCACCAGUGUUUUGAAUAUAACGGACACAACUGAAAUUUUAUAUUCUUUUCUGUUACGUCGCGUUCUGAAAACUAAACGGCGCAGUCAACUGAAAGCUCCUUUACGUACAUCCCAAGUUAACUGGACUAAACAUGGACAAAUCUAUUUGUCGCCCCCGGAUUUUCACAAGAACAUCGAUCUUACUGUGUAUAUGGAUGUAGAGUCUAAUCCCGGUCCAGCUGAGUCUGAGAGUAAUUCCCAAUCAACCAAUAAAGUCAACACAGCAAAAACAUCGUCAAAUGAAGGUAACAUUACGAUUGCUCACCUAAAUAUCUGUUCCCUAAAGAACAAAGAGCACCACUUACUGGUAAAGGACUUUGUCCUGAAACAGAGAUUGGACAUUUUCAUAUCUCAGAAACUUGGUUGGACAACUCUAUCACUGAUAGUGAAAUUGAAUUUCCGGCAUAUGGUCUAUUUAGACUUGAUCGUGAUGGAAAGAGAGGAGGUGGUGUCUGUGCCUAUAUCAACCAAAGUUUCAAAUGUGAGACCGUGAAUGAACUAUCCUAUAUUGCGGACUCUGGCUUACAUCAGUUAUGGCUACAGAUACAAGUUAUGAACUUCAGAUCAUUUUUCGUAUGUACAGCUUACCGUCCACCUGGUACUAGUUUAUCUUGUUUUGAGAAUGAUUUCAGUGAAACCUUAACGUCAGCUUUGUCCUUUAACAAACCUAUCUACAUCCUGGGAGAUCUCAACUGCAAUGUCCUAGAUACGAAUGACCCGGGACACCGCUCUCUUUUAGAUUUCUGCACCUGUUUCAACCUGACACAGUUGGUUGAUAAACCCACCAGAAUUACUGAACAUUCCCGUACAUUGAUUGAUGUAAUCCUUACCUCUUCAAAGAAUAACAUCAAGCAAGUAAAAGUCAUCCCGAAUUCAAUAAGCAAUCAUGAUGUGGUUAUGUCAACCCUGACCCUGAAGAAGUGUCGUCCAAAGCCCGUCUAUGUCUCUGUCUGAAGUUUCAAGAAUUACAACCCAGAGGCCUUUUGUGAGGACAUAUAUAAUGCUCCAUGGUCCGUCAUUAACAACUUUGACGAAGUCAAUGACAGUGAUGAUGUGUUAUUUAAUGGGAUUCUUGAUCAACAUGCACCGGUCAGAAAAGUUAAAGUGAGAGUUCGUCCACAUCCCUUUGUUACAGAAGAGAUUCAAAAGCUGACGAGAACAAGAGAUUGUUGGAGAAAAAUACCUCGGAAAAUUGGUGAUCCUGUUGCGUGGUCUACUUACAGGGACUACAAACGGGAUGUUAAACGGAAAUUACGUCAAGCACAAAGAUCGUAUGUGGAGCAGGAAAUAAAGAAGCACCCAAAGGACACAGGCAAUAUGUGGAAAGUAAUUCGAACAUGUAUUCCCAAGAAAACUACAGGAAAGAAGUCAUUCAGUAAUGAUGAUAAAUCUGUCACAAAUAACUUUAACGAAUUUUUUACAGCUGUCGGUUCAAACACCGUCAUGAAAAUUAAAUCACUUGCUAAAGAAAAUAAUUACACUCCCUCCCAAUUACCAUUUGCCCCAACCAGUUACACCGAGUUAGAUCAGUUUACCUUUGAACCUGUGGAAUGUUCCUUAGUAGAAUAUAUUGUGAAGUCAAUGCCUGAUAAGAAGGCACCAGGAAUAGAUAAAGUACCUAUUCGCGUUAUCAAGGACUGUCUUCCCGUUAUUGCACCACGGAUUACAUCCAUCAUAAACAAAUCGUUAGUCAACAAUAUUUUUCCAAGUGCUUGGAAAAUUGCUGAAGUAAUCCCCAUUCUGAAAGAAGGUGAUCAUGAGCAUGCCGAUAACAACAGACCAAUUUCCCUCCUACCCGUUCUUUCUAAGGUAUGCGAGAGAGUAGCACUCAAUCAACUAACCUCCUACCUAACCAUCAAUCGUCGCCUCUCUGUGCAUCAGAGUGGCAACAAAACCUGGCACUCAACGGAAACCUCCCUCAUCCAUUCCACCGACUCCAUUCUCAAAGCAAUCAACCAGAAGAAAGUCACGGCAGUUAUUCUUUUGGACAUGAGUAAAGCUUUUGACAGCAUUAAUCACAAUAUACUUCUUGCUAAAUUGGAGGAUGUUGGCGUUUCAUCUUCAUGCCUGACUUGGUUUAGAAGUUAUCUGAGCGAAAGAUAUCAAGCAGUACGCAUAAAUUCUACUCUAUCUGAGAAAUUGCCAGUGGUUAGUGGUGUCCCACAAGGAAGUAUUCUCGGUCCGUUGCUGUUCAGUAUUUAUGUCAAUGAUCUACCGUCUGCCACUAAAACGUGUUCCUCUGAAUCGUAUGUUGACGAUACUAAACUCCUUCUGUCCUUCCAUAUCAAUGACUCUAAUGCUGCUCUGGUUGAUCUGAAUGAAGACUUAAUUAGAAUUCGAAAUUGGUGUUUCGACAACUUGCUCUUGCUCAACCCAGGCAAGACCAAAUUGAUGGUCUACGGAAGUCGUCAAAUGCUCGCAAGGCUACCUGAAUUUAGACUCUCACUACUCGGUAAAGAACUAACACCUGCUGCAACAGUCAAAGAUCUGGGAGUUACGUUUGACCCAAUCCUCUCCUUCGACAACCAUAUCCUUUCCACCGUCUCGUCCUGCAAAUCAAGCCUCUGUCAGAUAAAUCGAGCUAAACACGCCUUCAAUAAAAAUCUGUUAGUAACUGUAAUCAAUGCUUUGGUUUUCAGCAAGCUCUACUAUUGUUCUUCACUUUGGUCAAACACUUCCAGCAGUAACCUAUCCCGCCUUCAAGGGGUCCAGAAUUUUGCAGCACGAGUAGUGACGAAUACAAGAACGUUCGACCACAUCACCCCGAUUCUAAAGGAAAUACAGUGGCUUCCCUUGAAAUUGCAUCUCUACUAUCGUGAUGCUCUACUGGCCUUCAAAUGCAUGAAAAAUUGUGCCCCCAACUACUUGUCGUCGCAGUUCAUAACCAGAGGUGAAGUGAGCUCUCGUGAGACACGAAAUGUACGAAGUCUGGAUGUUCCAUUGUACAAAACAGCUGCUGGACAAAGAACAUUCCAUUAUCGAACUGUCACUCUUUGGAACAACAUUGGCCCUGACUUAAGUCGGUGCAAUUCUAUUUCAAACUUUAAGUUAAAACUAAGACAUAAACUUCUCCAACAAUUCCAGGAUAGUUAUUAAGUACUUGUUUUUCAGUAGUUAAUCAAUAAGCGUUGUCGAUGUUACUGUUGUUGUGUUAUCAUCAUCGCUGUCGUUGUGGUUCUUGUUGUUGUUGAUGUCCCUGUCGCAGUUUUUGUGAAAUUGUCCUUGUUUGCUAGUAUAAAUGUGUUUCAAUAAAAUUAAUUAGGACUAAAUGUAGUAAUAAUACAGUAAGUUUAUGUGUUUGUAAUUUUUGUCACUGAAAAGCCCCUUCAGGGGAGUGUCAAUAAUGUCAAUAAUCAAAUAAUCAAAAUAAUCAAAUGUGAGAGAUAUGUGGCAUACAUCUUACAUCUUUCUGGUACUUAACAGAAAUGCAGAUUCAUGAAUGCAAUACUUUAUAGCUUGGUAAAAUUAGAAAGAAUUUCGACUCAGCCACCCGGGUAAUUUAACAAUUGAGCAACAAUUUUAAGCCGGGGUUUUAACACUAGUGAAAUAUUAAAAUCCCUGCUUAUCCCCCCGGGGGUUGGGGUUUCAAUUGCCCAGUGCAUAACAUUGACAAUUUAUAUAAUAUAUAUUUAUAAUGUAAUUUAUACUAUAUAUUCUUCUGUGAAUCAAGCCAAGGAGAAAUUCUUAAGGUUGACAAAGGAAGAUGGACUCCUGAUAGAAAUGGACGAGUCGGAAAAUGAAAAUGCCGAAUCCAUCCCACCCAAAAGGCCCAGAACCCGAGGCAAAGUUAUCGAAUGCUGCAGAAAAAAGGCAACAAAGUCGAACAAGAGAAAGAAAAGUAUAUCCGUGGACAAUGUUAACAAGGAAAACACAUUACCAAAAACGAAAAAGGCAAAGAAGCCAAAACGCAAACAAAAGCUAUAUACCAGAUGGCACAGAAAAGUUACCUUAACUUAAAAACUAAAAGAGCUAUCACACCUAAACUACAUGCAUUGCAUUUAGUAUUGUCUAACUUAAAUUUUCAUGUUAAAUUUUCAUAUACGCCCUGUGCAUUUUCGUGCAAUAUUGACUGAGAGAGCUGCGUUUAAACUUGAAUAAGCAUUUUGGGAAGUGUCAAGAAUUAGAUAAAAACGGCCUGUUAAACUAAUUUGAUAACUGUUACCAUUUUGUCGUAAAUAUUUGUUUUGUAGUGCGAACAUGCACUCCUUGAAGGCAGCCAUAUUGCUGAAUAUAAACAUCCACUUGAUGAAUAAAUUUUUCAUACUUCACUCUAUUUCUAACGACCAAUCAAAUCACUUCUGCCUUGGCUUGUCCCUAGGCUUAUGGCAACACCGGCACCCGAGAAGCCCUGGAAACAAGGAUGACGUAUACAUAUAUAUAUAUAUAGUGUAAAGGGAAAACUGUGGACUGUGGACCGGAUUUGAACCGGUGA